Messenger RNA from Paramacrobiotus metropolitanus, 715 nucleotides. RefSeq names its product cylicin-1-like. Lineage: Eukaryota; Metazoa; Tardigrada; Eutardigrada; Parachela; Macrobiotidae. The record is from RefSeq and is a predicted model, not a curated record. Bases 193 to 537 code for a protein of 114 amino acids. The transcript has a single exon.
UGUGUACUUUGAUUCAUCAAAAUUUUAAUCACAUUACAUUAGUGCAACUGCUAUACUUUUGAUUCCACACUUAGAAUAUCAGCUUGCAGUAACUAGCCUAACCUGCGGCACUCCACAAGAGCGCAAAAUCGGAUAACUCAUAGUCGCACACACCGUUCUUAUCUGUAAAAGAAAGUACAAUUGCCGUGUACAAUGGCCGAUAGCAAACUGAAGACCGAACCGGUGACGAAAAGCCCUUCAUCGACCAAUUUAGGAAUAACACCGGCGGGCAAACCCGGCGAUGCGCCGGUAUCAAAGGAAAACCUGGCGGCUGCCAAAGUGACCUUAAAUAGCGGAGCGGAUGCCCAGCUGAAGAACACAGCCGGUGCACAAAAUCCCGCAGCCGUCAAAUCUAACGAAACGGCAGGAACGAAACCCGAGGAGAAAAAAGAGGACAAGAAACCUGCUGAUAAGAAGGAUGCGGAUAAAAAAGAUGAGAAAAAGGGAGAAAAGAAAGAUGAGAAGAAAGACGACAAAAAGGAUGACAAAAAGAAGUAAAGCAGUUAUGCAGCCUUGCUUGUCACUGUUCUUCCUAUUUGUUAACUUCCAUACAAUUUCGCAUAAGUUCAGCAUAUGAUACAAGUGUAUAAGUAUCAAAGAUCACCUGGGUAAUAAAUUCUUUAAUAACCUAUUACAGCAAGCUUAAGACGCCGGAAAUCUAUCAUACAGUAACAAA